GAGCGCCGCUUCAAGCUCCAAACGGGCAUUCAGGCUUUUGCGCUUAAUGCUUCCACUGCGCCCUCCCUAAGAGACUGUAGUCCUGUUAUUGGGUUCCUCCAGGGCGCCCCAGGUGAACACAAGGAUCACACCCAUCCAGCCGGAGCAGGGGGAUGACUGAAAGAAGUUGGGUAAUCCAGAAAAUCCGGCGGUUCUGACGGUGCUGUUCCAAGAGGCACAGUCCUCCAACAACAAUAUGAUGUCCGCUAUAGAGACUGGUGCCCCUGUGUACCAACCUGCACAGCUGCUCAACUGGGUCUAUAUGUCUUUACAAGACACCCAGACCAGCGCGUUUGAUGCGUUCAAAGCCGAAUCGGACACCUCUCUCCAGGACGUGAACAACUCCAAGCGCAGCGCAGCAGAUCUGAGCUCCAACUAUCUCAACAACUUCUUCCAUCUGAGGAGCGAGGCCUUGAACAACAAUAUCUACAAGAGUUCUUCGCCCUACGAGUCCCUCAACAAUAUCGUGGACAGCCUCAGCUCUCUGGCGGACCAUUUCUCAGACCUCUCCCUGUCCCCCGAGACACGUAAACCCAGCAAAAGGCCACCGCCCAACUACCUGUGCCACCUUUGCUUCAACAAAGGACACUACAUCAAAGACUGCCCUCAGGCUCGACCCAAAGGUGAAGGCCUGACCCCGUAUCAAGGAAAGAAGAGGUGUUUCGGUGAAUAUAAAUGCCCUAAAUGCAAGAGGAAGUGGAUGAGCGGGAACUCCUGGGCCAACAUGGGACAAGAAUGUAUCAAGUGCCAUAUCAAUGUUUACCCUCAUAAGCAGCGACCUCUGGAGAAACCGGACGGGUUGGAUGUGUCGGACCAGAGCAAGGAGCACCCACAACACCUGUGUGAAAAAUGCAAAGUCCUUGGCUACUACUGCCGCCGUAUGCAAUAACACGCUCUGUUCGACUUCCUUAAUUUUAUCCAAUAUGAAGGAAGUGAUUCAUUUUAUCCAAAAUGAAGGAAGACUAAAAAUACACGGUAAUAACUUUACCAUACUGCAAUGCAUCUAACGGUUUAUUUUCAUGAAACAUUCUCUCUGAGACUGUGACUCUUAGUGUAAGAGGCUCAUUGUAGUGGAAAUUUUCUACAGUAUCUCUCACUGGAGACGAGUACUUUGCAUUUGCUGGGUGCUUGCAAGUCACUCAGCUAUCAUUAUGUGAAUAUUCAUUUAAAGUCUUAACUAUGAACCAAGAAUCUUACCAACUGUGAAUCAAGAAACUUUAGCUCUGCAUCUGUCUUCACUCAUGUCCAACAUGUUGGGAACAAAACUCAUGAGUGAAGUUUCCAGAUGAAGAUUUUCUUUUACGUGUUUGUAUAUUCCAGAAAUAACUUAAAUGAUUUUUUUCUGUAUAAAAUAUGCAACAAGUCUUUACUAAGAAGGAUAUGCAGUAUUAAUGUUUAUCUGCAUUAUUAUCUGUAUUAUUAGUACUGGAGGGUACAUAAUUUUUGAAUAUAUUUUUAAGCCAUUACUGUUUUGUUGAUUAUUACACUUUGUGAAGGAAAAUAUUAGCCAACUAACAUUUAUUCUUUAUAUGCUAUGUGCCUACAAUUAUUUGUGAAAAUACCUUGUGGAUAGUUUGUUAUUCUUAAGUUGGUAAACAUGGUUAACAUAGUAGAGACAUUUGAUUUCCUGACAACUAGGAUAAAUUACAGCACACUUAUAUUUUGGCACCCAGUGCUAAGAGACUCACCAAAGUGCUUUAAAAAAAAAAAAAAGGGUCAUAGGUUGUAAUGUCACUUAUUUAACACGAGACAAAAAAGGAAUAAAAAUCUGAAUGUACCAAAGAUCAGACAGGAUUAAGUGGAAGGUAGUAUGCCCAUGUUGUCUUAGAGGGUUUUUGUAUUUCAGUGAAAUUGUGGUGGUAAAUAAUUAUAUGCAGAAGAAAUACCCUAUGAUUUUCAGCUGUUUACAUGCCAUUUAAUGUGCCUUGGUUUGAGUAACCCAUGAGAUGGAUCUCUUAAAAUGAUUUUUAUUAAAAUGUAUUUA
Molecule: messenger RNA, 2023 nt
Organism: Toxotes jaculatrix (banded archerfish)
Lineage: Eukaryota; Metazoa; Chordata; Actinopteri; Toxotidae
Product: zinc finger CCHC domain-containing protein 24-like
Exons: 4
Coding region: 236-928 (230 amino acids)
Molecular function (GO): nucleic acid binding; zinc ion binding
Source: RefSeq, a predicted model, not a curated record